Molecule: messenger RNA, 762 nt
Organism: Paramecium pentaurelia
Lineage: Eukaryota; Ciliophora; Oligohymenophorea; Peniculida; Parameciidae
Source: the annotation of a GenBank genome assembly
AAUGGAUAAUAAGAAAAAAAAGAAUAAGAAUAAAGCUAAAUAAGAUAAAUAAUCAUAAUAAUAAUAACCAUAAAAUUAAAUAGUACCAAAAAAUUAAUAACAUCAACACGAUCAUAAUUGUCAUGAUCAUCAUGGAAAUGAUGAACAUCAUCAUGAUCAUGCUCAUUGUAAUCAUGGAUUGCCAAGUGAUACCUCUAAUCUAGAUCCUACUAGUUUAUUAAGUGGUUUAAAUAAAGGAGAAGGAUUACUUGGUAGUUUAAGUAUGAUACCUAAAUUGACAGAAAUGUUGAAUCAAUUAAGUAAUUUUGGAGGUUAAGCCUUUAAAUCUGAUGAUCCUCUUCCUGAUUUCACUAAAUUUGAUUAAACUAAAGUAAUCAAUAUAUAUAUAUAACAUUAGUAAACUUUAGAAGUAGCAAUAGAAGAGUUUUAAUAGACAAUUGAAAGUGUUCAAAAGAAAGAUUUCACAAAUCUUACAAAACCAGUUGUUUAAAAACAGCAAUAAUAAAAAUUAUCUAAACAAUAAUAAUAAUAAAGAGAUAAGUAUGAUGAUUUUAUUAUUUUAAUAGAAACAAUUAAAUUAUUAAAUAAAAUAUAGAUUAUUUGAAUACAUUGUAAAAGGACUUAAAGAAACUCUUACAAGAUGUAAAUAAAAUACUUAUUAAUCAUAGUAAUCACUUAGUGGAAUAGCACCUAUAUUAAAUCAAGGAAUUGAGAAUUUAAAUUAAGAUAUCUAAUAUUAUUAGAAGUAAUAAGAAGUAUGAG